GCUGCGCGGCCUGCCAAUCUGGUUGUAAUCCUGCAGGAAUUUCUCCAGGCUUUAACUAGGAGUCGCGCUGCUGCCUGCGCCUCACACCAGACCGCAAGUAAGUGGAGGCGAAGCGAGGAGUCGCAGCAGCAACCUGGGACCGACGAGGCUCCGCUCGUCCCUCGUGGAAAACUCCGCUCUUUUCCCUCCUGGCCAAACUUUUCCCCCCUCACCCCCGCCCCAUUUUUGGCGUGUGUUUUGUUGCCUCGUUUCUUUGAGCGGCGGCGGCGACGAGAGCAGCGCGAGGAAGAAAGCGCCUCCUCAGCAGCAGUCGAGGGACGGGCUUGGAGGGAGGCAGGCGAGGCACAGCGGGCAGGCGGCAGAGUAUCAGCACCAGCCGCCGCAACAGCCUCCCACCGCCCCUUCCCUUCCCUUCCCCCUUGCUCCCCACCAGCCAGCCAACUCCGCCCUGAAGCUGGUAGGCUUGCAGCGAGCCAACAAGUGAGGACGAGCCGCGGCUGCGGGCGCAAGACGAGGCAAGAGGGCAAGGGGGAGCCAGCGAGUCCAUUGCUGCUGCCGCCGCCGGGGCGGGGGAGACCACAGUCGGAUCUGCCUGGGAGGCUCGUUUUUGGAGCCUGGUGGUGGUGGGGUCCUUCUCGCGGUGUCGUCUGGUGACUGUGGCCCGAGGCAAGAGCUGCAGCCCCGGGUGGAAUAAUGUGGAACGUGUGGAUAAUGCUUGCUGUCGCCUUGAUGGCCUGCUGCGUCUCUGGAGAGACGAGAGCAGCAUUGACCUCUGAUAAAGACCUGUACCUUGACAACAGUUCAAUUGAGGAAGCAUCAGGAGUCUAUCCAAUUGAUGAUGAUGAUUAUAGUUCGGGAUCAGGCUCAGGAGCGGAAGAAAAGGAAGAAAGCACAGAGACAGCAACAACAUCAAGAAUGAUUCCAAAGAUGCUGCCAACUAGUGAUGCUCCUAGAACUGAGAGAACUACACUGAAAAUGCAGACCAAAGUACCCACACAAACAAAGUCACCUGAAGAGAUUGAUAAAAAUAGGAUUCUCAAACCUGAUGCGGAAAACAAAAAUGCUAAACCUGGGCCAGGUGACGAUGCAGAUGUAUUCACUCAAAAACACUCAGAAAACCUAUUUCAAAGAACAGAAGUAUUGGCAGCUGUUAUUGCUGGUGGAGUGAUUGGCUUUCUCUUUGCAAUCUUCCUUAUCUUGCUCUUGGUAUAUCGUAUGAGAAAGAAGGAUGAAGGCAGCUAUGACCUUGGGGAACGUAAACCAUCCAGUGCUGCUUACCAGAAGGCACCUACUAAAGAGUUUUACGCAUAAAACUCUUACUUAGUGUCUCUGUUUAAGAGAUCACUGAACUUUUUAAAUAAAGCUUUUUUGCAUAGAAUAAUGAAGAACCUUUUUUUUUCAUUAAAGCGCCUUUAUGGCACCUUUAUGAUAAAAAAUCCCAUUGUAUUUAAAACUUUUCAUGUAUUCCUUUUAAGAAAAUGUAAAGUAAAAUCUUAACAUUUUGCAGUGUUCUGUGAAUAACGGUGGCAAGACAUUAUUUUAUAUAGCCAUUGAUGUUCACUGAAUCAUUUUAAAACUUUAUGCAUAAAUGAAAAUGAUUGUUUUAUCCUAUGGUUCAAUGGAAGUUGUUUAAUUUUUGUCAGCAUGUCUGAUUGAUCUUACAAGUUAGUUUUUAUUUCAUUAAUUUAUCUGUUUCCAAAAAAAAAAAAUGCCUUUUUGUAGUUGUCAUGGUGCAAUUUGUCUUCGGAUAACUCAGAUAAUGGUAACUCUUAGUGUAAAUGUAUUUUUUUCAGCUAUGUAAACUAUAACCUCCACUUUGUAUAAAUUUUAGUGUCAGAAAAUCCAUUUUACACCUUGCUUUGUUUCUCAAUGUUCCUGUAGCUUCAUUGAAACUUACAGCAGCAAAUUAAUGUGUAAAAUUGGACGAUUACUACAAACUCUGUAGUCGUGCCCUUAUGAAAACAAUCUUCUUUACGGGAGAUUUGUAGUAAGCUACUGACAAGCCUACACAAACCCAAAGACAGUAUUCGAAGAAGUUGCUGCAAAUUUCUAUGGCCACUAUUCGUUAACUUUUUUUCAAUUUGAAGGUACGAGUAGGAAUUCAAAAAAUAAAUCUCUUUUUUUUGUUCUUAAUAAAUGCAUUUAAGUUGUAAACGUCUUUUAAAGCCUUUGAAGUGCCUAUGAUUCUAUGUAACUUGUUGCAGACUGGUGUUAAUGAGUAUAUAACGGUAAAAAAAGAAAAUGUUGGUAUUUUAUAAGCACAGACAAUUCUAAUGGUAACUUUUGUAGUCUUACAUGGAUAGACAUAAAUUGUAAUUUGGGAACAUAAACACUACUGAAUAAAUCAUGUGGCCUAAUAAUGAA
Hemicordylus capensis (graceful crag lizard) is the source of this 2364-nucleotide messenger RNA. RefSeq names its product syndecan 2 (gene SDC2). The record is from RefSeq and is a predicted model, not a curated record. Gene Ontology annotation, cellular component: cell surface; membrane. Bases 694 to 1311 code for a protein of 205 amino acids. Gene Ontology annotation, biological process: cell migration. NCBI's taxonomy places the organism in Eukaryota, Metazoa, Chordata, Lepidosauria, Squamata, Cordylidae. The transcript has 5 exons.